Messenger RNA from Setaria italica (foxtail millet), 2502 nucleotides. RefSeq names its product probable serine/threonine-protein kinase PBL21. The record is from RefSeq and is a predicted model, not a curated record. The transcript is spliced from 5 exons. Bases 853 to 1983 code for a protein of 376 amino acids. Gene Ontology annotation, molecular function: ATP binding; protein kinase activity. Gene Ontology annotation, biological process: protein phosphorylation. NCBI's taxonomy places the organism in Eukaryota, Viridiplantae, Streptophyta, Magnoliopsida, Poales, Poaceae.
UCUCUUUCUCUCUCUCCCAGCUCGCGGGAAAAGCCGCCCCGGGAAACCAGCAAAGAACCCUCGGAACGACGAGGACAAAACCGCACACCAGACCGCGCACGAGAAUGGCCGCCGGCGCCAGACUCCACCCGCCCAGCUGCAGCGCUUCACCCGGUUCAGGCUUCACGUUCCUGUAGAAAUUGACCGCCCGCCAGAGGGGAUAGAUAAUCUUGAAGUGAGGCAAAAGAGGCAAGAAAUUACUCGGGAAUCGCGCUAUGAUUUCGGCGUUUAAUCUUGGCUCCCGAUUCAGCGUGGGGUUAGGGGUCAAAUGCGGGGCCUCCCUCCGAGUCCUUCCAUUCCCAUGGCGCCUGCUAUGAUUUCUUGCCAAAUCCCCCGCGCCGUUGCCUCCCCGAGAGAGUAGAGCAGCAAUCCCCCCCGGGUCGUCUCAUCUCUCUCGCUCUCUCCACUCGCAUCGCUUCCUUCUCCCUCCGCUGCCCUCCCGCAGCCGCCGCCGCCCCGUGGAUCCUCCACUGAGGCGCACGGACGGAAAGAGGCCAAUGGGUUUGGUUCGGUCCAUUGGCUCCAUGUAGGCGCAUGGUUCGCUCACUGCAGAUGCCCUGCCUAACCCCGCAAUUCGUCGCCGGUUGCUGAUCAGUCGAGCUCCUGAUUUGGAGCUUUUUGGGGGAUUUUCUUGGGGGCCCAUGGGCGUGUUUCGUUUGCUGCCCGGUUUGGCCGUGCAUUAAUAGCCGCUUCCUUGUGAUAGUCCUCUCCCUCCCUCCCCUCUCCUCUCGCUCGUGUCCUUGGUUCUGUUCUUGGGAGUGGCAGCCUGGUUCUGGCAACAAGAGUUCUUGGAGAGCGUCCUGCGCCGUUCCGAUGGGUUGCUUCGGGUGCUUCGCACCGGAGGCGGACGAGGGAGACGGGGACCACAAGCCCUCCAAACCCGAUGAUUCAUCAGGGGCUGAUGCGAGGAGAAAGGUGGCGCCGGAUGUGGCCAACGGCUACGCGCACAGCUUCACCUUCAAGGAUCUGCUUGUGGCGACCGGCUACUUCAACGAGGCCAAUUUCAUAGGGGAAGGUGGAUUUGGGAAGGUGUACAAGGGCAAGAUCAAUGGCCAGAUGGUGGCGGUGAAGCAGCUCGCUCAAGAUGGUGUGCAGGGGAGGAACGAGUUCUUGGUGGAAGUUCUCAUGCUGACAGUGCUCAACCAUCCCAAUCUUGUCAGCUUGGUCGGGUUCUGCGCUCAGGGGGACGAGAGGUUGCUCGUGUACGAGUACAUGCCGUUCGGCAGCCUGGAGAGCCAUUUGUUUGAUGUGCCUCUUGGCAAGAAACCACUUGACUGGAAUACACGUGUAAGGAUAGCUGUUGGAGUAGCAGAAGGGCUUUCUUACUUGCACAAUGUAGCUGAUCCACCAGUCAUUUACCGUGAUAUGAAAGCUGCUAAUAUUCUGCUUGGAGAGGAUUUCAGUCCAAAGCUUUCUGACUUUGGACUUGCAAAAGUUGGACCUGUUGGUGACAGAACUCAUGUGUCCACAAGAGUUAUGGGUACCUAUGGCUACUGUGCUCCUGACUAUGUUGUGAGUGGUAAACUUACCAUGAAAUCGGACAUCUACAGCUUCGGUGUCCUUCUGUUGGAACUGAUAACUGGCAGGAGGAUUUACGACGCGUCAAGGCCUAAACCAGAGCAGAGUUUGCUAACAUGGUCAAGGCCAUUUCUGCAUGACAAGAGGAAGUUCUACCGGCUUGCUGAUCCAGCUCUGCUGGGCUGCUACCCGUCAUCAGCGCUGAACCAGUUAGUUGUGAUCAGCAUCAUGUGCCUCCAAGACCAGCCCCAUGUUCGCCCUAUCAUCGCUGAUGUUGUGAUAGGCCUGAACCAUGUCGCAAGCCAGCCAUAUGCCCCUGAACGCCCGCCGGUAGCUAUGAGCUCCCCUGCGAACAGCGGGUCACCGCAAUUCGUCGGCACGCCAUCCAGAAGGAGAGGUGGUAGAAGGAUGGCACAGUAUGCAUAGCCAAGAUUGCAUGCUUGUCUAGAAGAAGAGCAAGAUAUCUCAGUCAGAUGAGACUGAGACUGUUAGGAUUGUUGAGAUUGAAGCCGUCAAAUUCCAUAUAGUCAGAGCCUUUUUGAUUGAGGAAGUGGUCUUGAGUGACCUGCUUGACAGAGUUCUAGUAUCUUCUCUGAGGCUGAUGGUAGGAGUUCAAGCUGACCAUGACUAUUGCUCUUUCCAUGUGCUUUAUUGUUUCCAGUUUUGAAUUCUGUAGCUAGUGUACAUAGGAUCAGUGCCCUCUGUGGGGCGGCAAAAAUGCAUCAGUCCCAAGUAGAAAAGGGGAACAGUGAGACCCUUUUGGGAUGUUCUUCAAGUUAUCAGUCAUGUACAAAGUUCUCCUAUUGUUUGGUACUUCGGUGCAUGUUGGUUAGUAGAUGCAAUAAGUAUUUCACAAUUGCUGGUUAGUUGAAGAGGCAGAAAAACUAUCAAAUGUUGGACAUUUGAUAUUUUUGAGCUGAAUGCUGGUAAAUUUGUAGAGUCAAA